Molecule: messenger RNA, 3222 nt
Organism: Radiomyces spectabilis
Lineage: Eukaryota; Fungi; Mucoromycota; Mucoromycetes; Mucorales; Radiomycetaceae
Exons: 9
Coding region: 1-3222 (1073 amino acids)
Biological process (GO): protein phosphorylation
Molecular function (GO): ATP binding; protein kinase activity; protein binding
Source: RefSeq, a predicted model, not a curated record
AUGUUUAAGCAAACCGGCACACCCACAGAUAAAGAUGGCCGCGAUCCGCUUGACAAGGAAUUCACCAUGGCGUGGAAUCAACAUAAAGUGACAGAGUGGUUAAAAGACCGUGGUUGGCAUCAUAUUGCUCCCCGAUUCGAAGAAAACGAUAUAUGCUUUGAACGGUUUUUACAUAUUACAUUGGCAGAAUUGGGCCGAAUAGUACCUCGUCCUUUUACCACUUACUCUGAACGUCGAAGAUUACUCAACGAAAUCCGAGCCCUGACCACACAAAAACCAACUACCACCACCAGAAUUUCCAUUAAUACCAAUUUGCAUACCAACUUCCACUCAUCGAAUGAGACCCCGUCAGCCAACACACCGACUUCCGGCCAUUUACCGAGCAAUUCUCCAGCAACCCCUUCCAGUGGCCGAACCGCUUGCGAAUGUCAUCCAGAUAACCUGUAUCCUGUCGAUCCUUCGAGAGACAGUGGCAUCGCCUACCUCUGUCACAGCCCACAUCAUUCGGCAGGUCCAUCUCCUUUGCCUUCACCCUCCUCUUCUGAAUUUUCCUGUCCGCCACGAACCAAACCAUCACCCACUCGCGCUUAUUCACCCAAAGCAGCUUUUUCCAAACUUCGCAACGCUUUUUUACCCCACGCACCCUCGGUGCACCACGCCGAUCCGCCUCCAACCACCAACGCGAACCCUGUCACCCAUCCAUCUUCUGCUGCCACCGCUCGUACCAACGUCGCCAAACACGAUCUGCAUUCCGAACCAGACAUGGACGAACGCACACGACCCACCAUUCCUUUACGAGUUUCUUCGACCCCCGAUAAAAUAUCUCGAAUCUGGGCCAACUAUUCCCAGUGGCAUUCGUCCAAUCGUGCUUUCAAAACCAGUUCAGGAGCAGGAGGAGACGCUUCCCCUGUCUACAGUAAGCGCGUCGUAAGCAUCCAAAACUCCUUAUCCACCGCCAAUAUCCUUGACCAUCGCAUUCAAGUCACAAGUGAUAAGGAUACCUGGUACAGCCUCAACGUCACUGAAUUCACCGAUCCCAAUGCCCUGAAAGAUAGUAUUCUAAAGCGGGUGCAACUGGCUGGUGAACGUGAUCAAUAUUGCUAUUUUCAUGAAAACGGCCCUCAUCCAAACAUACCCUUGUCACCCAAGGACUUGAUGCGUCUAUGCUCCAUUGCAGACUAUACAGCCACUCAUCGUAUCUUGGUUCUCCCUGCGAACCAAGUCACCGACUCGACUCAUUCCCUUCUUUAUCCUGCGCAAGUCAGAUCAGGCUUACCACAACAACCACUGUCGCAUUCACCGUACCAACAUACCACCUUUGCCUCAUCCACUCCCGAACUGGGCCACUCACCGUCCGAAACCACAUUUCCCUGCUGUGCAUAUGGCAACAGACUAGAUCCAAAAUAUGCGACGUCUUAUGCUGUCACGCCUCACCACACAUCACCAAAUAAUGCCACCGCAUCCUAUCGAACCUUAAAUCGUCAUAAUGCUGCCGUUCCACCUUGUCGUUACCGCUCCGAACGACCGGUUGGAAUUCAACUCUCCGAUCCUCCAACCCACCCAACUACCGUUCCCCCGACUCACACGCCACCAUUAUCAGAAGAAGAAUCAUUCCACGAAUCAUCCCACUAUCAUCCUUUAAGAAAGGAUAGUGCUCCUUUUCUUGGUCAUUCUCCCGUUACCGCCAAAGCUCGUACUCGUUACUCUGAACCUUACUUUCACCGUGCAUCGCGUCCAUCCGAGAGUCAGAAUGAUGUGGGUUUAUGGGCCGUGCCGCCUAAAAAAAGUUGUCCCGAAUUAUCCACUCACGCUGCAGCAGCUUCAUCAGCAGUGACCACCACGAGUCUGUGGGCCGUGCCGCCCAGUGUUCAUCCAAUGGAUACGGCUCAUCUACGCGACAUUGAUUUGGAAGCACUGCAACUCAAUGAUCCCUCCUCAUCACAACAUUUCAAUGUGGCAGCGUCGUCAUCGCAGGAUGACAGAGCUGACCAAACCUCGGCGGUUACCAGUGAAUUCUGGGGUGAACGACCACCCACCGAAGUCGUCUUUCAAAAUAUGGAAAAGUACUUUGACGAUCACGAUCUGGACAAAGAAGUCGUUGUUGAACAGGAACCACAACCAUCGCCCCAUCCUUCAGGAACCGCGCUGAGACGGUACCCUCACACGAAAUCGAUCCGCCUCGUAGCUCGUGAAGCCAGUCGACGGCUUAUUAACCGACGCCAGCAUAAGCAUGGCUCCAUGUUACGGCGAAAAAGUACGAAAUUAUGGGGUCAGCGUGUGGUUGAAGUGAAGCCUUUGAAACGACUGCCGUCCUUGAGCGAGCAUAUGAGCAUGGCCCAUGAUGCGUCGGGCGACAAGCCGGUUCAGUGGAUCCGUGGUAAACUGAUAGGGAAAGGCUCCUUUGGUCGCGUCUAUUUAGCAUUCAAUGUGGCCACUGGCGAAGUCAUUGCCGUCAAGCAAGUCGAGAUAGCAGAGGCUCAAAACGACCGGCGCGAUCCUCAUCAACAAAACUCCAUCGAAGCGUUGCACCAAGAGAUCACCUUGUUACGUGAUUUGGAUCAUGAUAAUAUUGUGCAGUAUCUCGGCUACGGUGAAGAUGAGGCCGAAGGAGUGAUCAAUAUCUUUCUUGAAUACGUAGCCGGUGGCAGUAUUGCCAGUCGACUCGCUUUACAUGGAGCGUUUGAAGAGCCCUUGGUGAGACACUUUACACGACAAAUUAGCUUGGGUUUAGCCUAUCUUCAUUCCAAGAAUAUCCUUCACCGCGACAUCAAAGCCGCCAAUAUCCUUGUAGAGGCAGACGGUCAGUGCAAAAUCUCCGAUUUCGGCUUGUCCAAGAAGAACGAUUACGACGAGGUCUAUGACCAAAAUUCGCGCAUGAGCCUUCGAGGUUCCAUUUACUGGAUGGCCCCCGAAGUCGUGAAAAACGAACCCUACAGUGCCAAAGUCGAUAUUUGGAGUCUCGGUUGCACUGUAAUUGAAAUGUUUACAGGUCAACGACCAUGGCUGACCCUCAAUCAAAUAGCCGCCAUCUAUAAUUUAGGUCGCCAUAAUACCCCGGAUAUCCCUGAUCAUAUUUCACCCGAAGCCAAAUCAUUCCUGGAACUUUGCUUGACCAUUGAUCCACAGCAGCGACCAACUGCGGCCGAUCUUUUACUGCAUCCUUUCUGCUAUUUGGAUCCAUCCUUUGAGUUUACGGAAUAUGUCGUUCAAGGCAGAGUUUAA